AUGGGUAGCUAUGAGUAUCAGAUCGGGGUCAUGGUCAUGGUCAUGGCCAUGGCUAUGCUGUGUUUAGUUGGGGUGGUGAUGUCCAGCCAAGAUGGAUGGGAUAAUGCUCAUGCAACGUUUUACGGAGGCGAUCAUGGAGAAGGCACCAUGCAAGGAGCUUGUGGGUAUGGCGACCUAUUCAAACAAGGCUACGGGCUGGAGACGACGGCGUUGAGCGUGUCCCUCUUCAACGAUGGCAAAACCUGUGGAGCCUGUUACGAGCUCCAGUGCUAUGACUCGCCGUGGUGCAAGCCCGGCACGAUCAAAGUCACGGCGACCAACUUGUGCCCGGCGAACUACACCCAGAAAACCGGGAACUGGUGCAACCCGCCUCUCAAGCAUUUCGAUCUCUCCGUGCCCAUGUUCACAAAGAUAGGCGUAUAUAAGGCCGGCAUCAUCCCUGUGAAAUACCGCCGCAUCCCGUGUGUCAGGUCUGGAGGCAUCAAGUUCGAGAUCCAAGGCAACCCAUGGUGGAUGCUUGUGUUAGUUUACAAUAUAGCCGGCGACGGGGACGCCACCGACGUUAAGAUUAAGGGCUCCAACACUGGCUGGAUCCAGAUGACGAGAAACUGGGGCCAGAAGUGGCAGACAUGGGUUCAGUUGAAUGGGCAGAGCUUGUCGUUCCAAGUGACUACGAGCGAUGGUAAGAUGGUCCAGUCCGAUGAUGUUGCACCCAAGGACUGGCAGUUUGGUCAGACGUUCGAGGGUAAACAGUUCUAA
Nelumbo nucifera (sacred lotus) is the source of this 759-nucleotide messenger RNA. Its product is annotated as expansin-A25-like. Gene Ontology annotation, biological process: plant-type cell wall organization. The record is from RefSeq and is a predicted model, not a curated record. Gene Ontology annotation, cellular component: extracellular region. Lineage: Eukaryota; Viridiplantae; Streptophyta; Magnoliopsida; Proteales; Nelumbonaceae.